Messenger RNA from Aspergillus pseudonomiae, 1386 nucleotides. Its product is annotated as arylsulfotransferase family protein. Bases 1 to 1386 code for a protein of 461 amino acids. NCBI's taxonomy places the organism in Eukaryota, Fungi, Ascomycota, Eurotiomycetes, Eurotiales, Aspergillaceae. The record is from RefSeq and is a predicted model, not a curated record. The transcript is spliced from 4 exons.
AUGGACAUCUUUUCAAUCAUCAGAGUAAAGCUGAUUCAUGACCAGAGACCCGAUAUUCGUGCUCCGAUAUUGGAAGUGAGUCUUAAGAACGACUCUUUUCUUACCCCGGGCUAUCUGUUUGUGGCACCAUAUGAAACCGAACGGCCAGGACCAUAUAUUUAUGAUACUGACGGUCUAAACAAAGAGCCUAGGAUCUGGUAUGGAGCGGAGCCGAUGGAGGGCUACGCUAGGGGUCGUAACAUCAUCUUGAAUCCAGAUUAUCGACAAGCAGCGACUGUACAAAGUGGGAAUGGUUUGACGCUGAGCGACAUGCAUGAGUUGAACAUUAUUGAUGAGACCUCCGUCCUCAUCCCCAUCUACCAGCCGCGCCUCUACAACCUAGAGGCGUACGGUGUACCAGCAGGCAAUGGCUGGGUCAUGGAUGGCGUGUUUCAAGAGAUCAAUAUCACAUCAGGAGAAGUACUCUUCGAAUGGAGGUCUCUUGAUCACGUUAGCAUCUCUGAAACGUACACUCCCAUCCGACUCAACUCAGUCGUGGGUGAUGGUCUGAGCAAUGCGACGGCUUGGGACUACUUUCACAUCAAUUCCGUGGAUAAGAACAAUGAUGGUGACUAUCUGGUAUCUGCUCGACAUACCAGCUGCAUUUACAAGAUAUCUGGCAAGGAUGGAUCCAUUCUGUGGCGACUGGGCGGGACAAAUAGUUCAAUACAAAUGCAGGACUACAAUUUCUCCUCUCAGCAUGAUGCGCGCUUCCUGCAGGAGAACGAUACCGUCACUGUCAUCUCACUCUUUGAUAAUGGGAGCAAUGGAUAUAGAAACACGUCAUCAACGUCCUCGGGUAUUAUCGUGUCAAUUGACAAUGCAGCAAAUACCUCAAGCCUAAUGAAGAGAUACGAGGCCCCUGAUGGCGGACUCUUAUCGACAAGCCAGGGAAACCUCCAAACACUGCCGAAUCAACACGUUUUGGUCGGAUGGGGGAGCCAUCCUUCAAUAUCUGAGCAUACCGACGAUGGAACCCCCGUGUUCUUUGCAACAAUAAAUGAUCCGAAGGCGAUGAACUACCGUGCUUUCAAAUUUAAUUGGACCGGAGAGCCAAGUGACGAUCCUGCCCUUCGUAGCUAUGCGGCUGCCCCAGGCUCUGCGACUACGUUCUGGGUCAGUUGGAAUGGUGCUACCGAAGUUGACCAUUGGAACUUCUACGGCACGACUUCGGCGUCUGAUGAGUUUACGCUGGUAGCCAAGGCGGACAGGCAGGGCUUUCAAACCACCUAUACUAGCUCCACCUACUACUCCCGGGCAUAUGCAGAAGCGGCCUCGAGCGACGACUCAAGUCUAGGGAACUCGUCUGUCGUGGAUACGACAUCAACGCUUUCCAAACUGGACUAG